CCAUGUUGGCUGGUGUGUGGGUGUCAAACCGAGCUGAAGGCGGUGGCGGCGGCGGCGGCGGCGGCUCCGCAGGCUCGGGUCGCUCCCGCCUCCCCAACGCUGCCGGCGGCCACAGCCGCGCACUCGGGCCGGCCCGGAGGAGCGGAGGUCAUGCCUUCCGGCUUCUCAGACCUCAGGCUCCAGUGGGAGAAAUGACAGUCAGGGGUCCUGCUGCAGAUCUGUUACGGAGGCUGAACCUUUGCAGGGCUCAAGCUUGCCCAAAACAGGAAAGCUUCUCUCUUUGAAGGGCUUUAUAUUGGUAACAGAGAAUAAAAAUGACGACUUCAUCUAUCAGACGGCAGAUGAAAAACAUUGUGAACAAUUACUCAGAAGCUGAAAUAAAAGUCCGGGAGGCCACCUCCAAUGACCCAUGGGGCCCAUCCAGCUCUCUGAUGACUGAGAUCGCAGACCUGACCUACAACGUGGUGGCCUUCUCGGAGAUCAUGAGCAUGGUGUGGAAGCGGCUCAAUGACCACGGCAAGAACUGGCGGCACGUGUACAAGGCGCUGACGCUGCUGGACUACCUCAUCAAGACGGGCUCCGAGCGGGUGGCCCAGCAGUGCCGCGAGAACAUCUUCACCAUCCAGACCCUGAAGGACUUCCAGUACAUCGACCGCGAUGGCAAGGACCAGGGCAUCAACGUGCGUGAGAAGUCAAAGCAGCUGGUGGCCCUUCUCAAGGACGAGGAGCGGCUGAAGGCUGAGAGGGCCCAGGCUCUCAAAACCAAAGAGCGCAUGGCCCAGGUCACCACCGGCAUGGGCAACAACCAGAUCACCUUCGGCCGUGGCUCCAGCCAGCCCAACCUCUCCACCAGUUACUCAGAGCAGGAGUACGGCAAGGCCGGGGGGUCGCCUGCCUCCUACCAUGGCUCCACAUCCCCGAGAGUGCCCUCCGAGCUGGAGCAGGCCCGGCCCCAGACCAGCGGAGAGGAGGAGCUUCAGCUGCAGCUGGCUCUGGCCAUGAGCAGAGAGGUGGCUGAGCAGGAAGAACGCCUGAGGCGGGGCGAUGACCUCAGAUUGCAGAUGGCCCUGGAAGAAAGCCGGAGAGACACGGCCAAAGUUCCAAAAAAGAAAGAGCAUGGCUCCCACCCACAGCAGACCACUUUGUUGGAUUUAAUGGACGCCCUUUCCAGCUCAGGGCCUGUUGCCCAGAAAGCAGAGUCCCGGUGCCGGCCGGCCUCAGCUAACCAGACCAACCUAUGGGGCGGGCCGGCAGCCCCAGCCAGCACGUCAGACCCCUGGCCAUUGUUCGGUGCCAAGCCAGCUGCCUCUGUUGACCCCUGGGGAGUGCCCACUGGAGCCAGCACACAGCCUGUCUCCAAGAGCUCAGACCCCUGGUUGGCGCUGCCACAGCCUGCUUCCGGUGCCGGGAAAACAGCUGAUGCCUGGGCUGCAGCCUCAGCUGCAGCCAGCAAGCCUGUGCCUGCCUCUGGGGCCUUCGACCUCUUCAGCAAUUUGAAUGGUACAAUUAAAGAUGACUUUUCUGAAUUUGACAACCUCCGAACUUCAAAAAAAACAGCCGAGGCAGCGGCCUCCCCACUGUCCCAGAACAAUGGAACUACAAGCCCCAACCCCUUUGAGUCUCAGCCUCUGACUGUCACCUCCAGCAAGCCCAGCAGCGCCCGGAAAACACCUGAGUCCUUCCUGGGCCCCAACGCGGCCCUGGUGAACCUGGACUCGCUGGUGACUAGGCCAGCCCCACCAGCCCAGUCCCUCAACCCUUUCCUGGCACCAGGUGCAGCCACAGCCUCAGCCCCUGUCAACCCCUUCCAGGUGAACCAGCCCCAGCCGCUGACGCUGAACCAGCUGCGGGGGAGCCCAGUCCUGGGAACCAGCUCGUCCUUUGGGUACAGCCCAGGUGUGGAGCCCUCCAUGACCUCCACAGCCCCACACGCAGCUCUGGGGGCCGGUGGUUCCUCCCUGACACCACUGGGCCCCGCCCCAAUGAACAUGGUGGGCAGCGUGGGCCUACCCCCGUCCGCAGCGCAGGCCACUGGCACAACCAACCCUUUCCUUCUCUAGUGCCGGGGCUUGGGACCCGCCACAGAGCAAAUGUCCAGAUGCCUGUGCCUGAGGACGCUGAGCAAGGACUUAUCACUAAUGGAAUGGUGUCUGAGGGUUGGGGGUGGGUGUUGCGGUUUUCCAGUUCAGUUUCCUGAUAAAAGGGUUGUCUGCCCAGCCUCAGCCCUCAGACCUGAGUGGGCAUGCUGAGCCAGAGGACUCAGCACUCCGUCUCUGCGCCCUGAGGCUGCCCGCUCACCAGCCCAGCCAGCUGCCCUCACUGCCUCCCGUGCAAGGGCCCGGCUCCCCUCAUUGCAUCCCAUUGCAAGGGCCUGCCUCCCCUCACUGCCUCCUGGUGCAAGGGCCCGGCUCCCCUCACUGCUUCCUGUGCAAGGGCCCGGCUCCCCUCACUGCCUCCUGUGCAAGGGCCCGGCUCCCCUCACUGCUUCCUGGUGCAAAGGCCCAGCUCCUGUGGAGGCUGGUUGGCUGUUGGGGUGUUGCCCUUACCCCAGCCUCAGCCCAAGGGUCUCUGGGACACUGCUUAGCCCAGCACUUGGGAUGCCCCCCCCCCACUCUGGCAACACCCCCAGGUGGUCCCUGGUAUGCACAGAGUGAAGCACCUGCCCCACUAGACACUGACCUUUUGGGGAAGUGGUUGUGCAUAUUUUAUUUUUCCUUGACUCAUGUGUGAGUUAAAAGUAAACACCACCACCGUGGAACAACUCCUGAAUUAAAUCCACUAGAGCAAGCUUUAAACUAAUCUGAGCAUAACCCUGCCACGUGGCUCUAUGCUUGUAUACGUUUGCACAUAUUUUGUUUAGUACAGUUUCAUAUUUGAGUUUGCAGAAUUAUCUAAUAGUCUUUUUUUGGCUAAUAUUUUUAUAACGUGGUUCUUAUUUAACUGUCUAGUUUUGAUAGAAUUUACCAGGUCUGGCUGAAUUAAGAUGUUGGCAAGUGUCAUGUUAGUGGUUUAAAUCCUCUUAUUUAUGGUUUUAACUGUAAGAAAAUUUAAAUAGAAAGAGACAAAAACAAUGCCUUAUGGAAAAACUAAAGCAAAUUCUUUAUAGGGAAAAAUAUGGGAAUUUGAUUACACAUAAAAGAUGAUGUUUACGGAAAAAAAACUCCCAACAGCAACAAAACAUCCUAGCCUCCAGUUGCUUUUUCCCUCCUUUAGCUCCCUUUUUUGGUGAAUUACCAAACUGACUGACCUUCAGCCCUUUUGGCCAGAUGCUAAGAAAAAGGCUAUUUUUCUUACUGAUAUACCAAUAUCAGGAAAGUAAAAAAAAAUCUAAUGUAUGAAUAUGAUGCACUAGUUUUUACCAGCUAAUUCUGUUUUGUAAGUGUAGGCAGGCACGGAUUACAAGGACCUCGUUUACAGUGGGUAUCUGGAAUGGACGAGAUGGCUGGAGCCGUGUGUCUGACUUCCUCUGUCCCAAUCCACUCUCAGGGGAAGGUGGGGAUAGCACGGAGAUGGCGGGCGCUGGAGAGCGGCGGUGCUUCUGUGCCUGUGGCUCCCUGGGGGAUCCCUGGCCCACUCAGCUGCCAACUCCAGACACGUUGCAGACUUAAAAAUACUCAUCUCUUUGGAGAGGAAAAAAAAACAUUCUCACACAGAAUAGAUUGUUAAUAAACAUGCACUAUUACUGCCUCCCUCUCCAACCUCCUGCUCUCCUCACCACACCCACCACUAUAAAAAACUCAAGUCACCAGAGAGGACUGGCAUCCCUACAGUGGGGGUCAUUCACCUGAAGCUGGUGCCCGUCUGCUUUUGUGGAGGGCUGGGCAUUCCCCCUGUGGACGUCUCAACUCCAGCUCACAGGGCAGCCAGCCUCUUGGGAGCCCCUCCGCCCCUCCCAGGUCCAGGUAUGACCCUUAGCACUGGGCACUAGGGAGGUGGAGAAAUGCCAGGAGGCACGCUGGCCGAGCUAGACCUGCCCUGUCGGGCCACUCCAUUUCCUGCUUAAAAGAGCUCACCUGUGCUGCCCUGGGAGCUGCCCUCCAGCCCGGGUUCCUGACUGGCCAUGCCUCAGCCUGAACUGGAGACAUGGGGCGGACCCUGGGCUUAGGUCACUGAAGGUGGCCGAGUCUGGCCUCUUCCACCUGGAGUGGUGCUUCCCCAGGGAGGUGCCUCCGCUCACAUGGUGUGGUCCGGGCCCUUUCACUGCGUAGGCCAAACUCAACUACUGGGUCAGUGGUUUCUUUUCUAACAGUCAAGAGCCUUUCCUGACAUGACUUUGACUCCCAACAUUACAGCCACGGGGCCACCAAAGCUGAGAAGAUCCCCGCCCCACUUCCACACACAGGCCUGGCCCCAGGCUCUGUCCCUGUUGCCUGCUGCACUGACCAUGAAGCCAGCGGCUGCUGCCAUGCGUGUUAUACACAUGCCUCGUGUGCCCUCUUCAUGGGCACUGUGGUAGGAGGUGUCACCCAGCCAUUUCCUCAGUGCCAAGGCCUGGUGGCUGGUUUUGAACUUGUGUUGACUAUUGAUACUUAUUUACUAUAUGAAUAUAAUUUAUCAUUUGUAUCAUGA
Messenger RNA from Manis javanica (Malayan pangolin), 4569 nucleotides. It is a transcript of the gene EPN2, whose product is annotated as epsin 2. Gene Ontology annotation, molecular function: phospholipid binding; clathrin binding. Gene Ontology annotation, cellular component: endosome; plasma membrane; clathrin vesicle coat. NCBI's taxonomy places the organism in Eukaryota, Metazoa, Chordata, Mammalia, Pholidota, Manidae. The record is from RefSeq and is a predicted model, not a curated record. Gene Ontology annotation, biological process: endocytosis.